AUGGUUGAGAAUCGAUGCUUCUAUUGUUUGAAACGAUUCCACCAUUUGUUCAUUGACUGUUUUGAUUGCAGAGGUGUAAAACUUUGUCUUUUUUCGAAGCUGGUCAUCACAAACGUUCUCAUCGCUAUAACAUUAAAGUACUGUCUUUUCUCACCAGAAGUAUUGUCUAAGUUCACCCAAGUAACUAAUGGUGGUGUGUGCAUUAUAAAUGGAUGGUCAGAUGCUGAGGAACUUGAGUUGCUGUACGCAAUAGAGCAAUAUGGAUUAGGGAAUUGGGAAGACAUUUCAGACAAGUGCUCUCAUCAUGGCCCUCAAGACUGCUAUGAACAUUAUGCGAAUUUCUAUUUGCGAGGUCCUCUAGCUGCUACGGGGUGUGGGCAUGUGUCUCAACUAAACUCGGUCAACGAUCAUACAUCUUCUUCGCCAGUGGUCAGUCGAGAGAAGCCUGUACUAUUAGAACCUGUAGAGCAGCAGCUUUUGGGAUAUAUGGUACUGAGAGAUGAUUUUGAAAGGGAUUACGACAACGAUGCUGAGAGUCUGCUUACGAGGUUAAGUGUGCGUUCGGACUGCGAUGAUCUAGAGGACGCUUUGCAUGUGGCACAUGUUAACAUCUACACUCAGCGCCUUCAGGAGCGACAAAAACGCAAAGAAAUCGGCAGAUCACAUGGACUCAUAUAUCAGUUGUCAGCGUAUUUGACUUACAAAACGCCUAAGCGACGGCAACAAAAAGUUGAUUCUAGAACUUCACUUUUACCCUUGGGCCAUCGUCAUAAACUUGCUCCGAUUCCUCGAACGACCAGGAAGAAGCUCACACCUCAGUCGAGUCCCACCUCUCCACCAGCCGGAAGUUGGUUGGCUGCGCCUUUCGCACUCCAAUCCUCCGGUCCUACUCGAGGGAUUCCUCUAGUCGUUCCCGGCGUUAUUUCGCUGCCCCAAGAACAUUACUGUAAAUCAUCGGAUUUGGAAGAUUAUGACCCUUUUAAUAUUAAUGAGAAACUCAAACCAUUCCUUCGGUACUUCACACCUACACAGGCGAACGAGUUUCUGAGAAACUUGCACCGUGAGGAGGUUUUGAAGCAUGAAAUCAGAUACCUUUUCAAUGUUCUUCAAAAAAGUGGCCACAGAACGUCAAACUCGUCUCGGAUCACCUCUCCCCUUAAAGCACUAUCGGAAUUACGAAGCCAGGUCUACGUUCCAGCACCAUUGAAUACCGAGCCGAUGCACCCGCUGCUCUCCGGGCUCCCUGGUUUUGGUAGUACCGCUCCACUCUCACCUCGGCGAUCUAUCACAGCUGUUUUGCGCUCUUCUACAGCAGCUGCUGCGGCAGCUGCCGCUGCAAUUGCUCACCGUAAUGCACAGAGGCGGCGUCAACGUCGAAGACACACCAAUUCAAAGCCUUGCCAACUGUUGCAUGACGGUUAUGGAGUAUUUGCUUUAAGUCUGAAAAAGAUACUGAUUCCGAACUGUGAAACCGUUGCUUCAAACAAGUUGCUAAAGCUUGUUAAGCUUGGUCUUGCUGUGUCAAAGUGUACAUUUUCGCUCUUUAUUUACCAAUUUUUAGACUUGGAGGACUCGGAUUUGAGUAAAGACUUUACCCAUAUUGCUCAUGCGUUUCAACCAAGUCAUCACAAUAACUCCUCAUUUUUCUCGAACUCCUCUUCAUCUUCUAAUAAUCAGUCGAUUGACCAGUCGCCUCAACAGUCGCUUCAACAGAAUGGAUCACAGGGUGCGCAAUUUACCCUUGGGGUAAAUCAGUCCCUAAAGUUGGAGCCUGGCGACCAUGCUUUUAAUUCCCUUCAUCUGCCUCUUGGAGCCUACCAAAGGCAAUGGGCUCAGAUGGCAAACAGAAAUACUAUUAACUUAGAUGGCGAAAUUCAUGAACUUCCGGGAGAUGGAAGCCCGAACAAGCUUUUCGAGUGCUCCUUGUGCGGUAAAGUUUUCAAUCGAAGGGACAAAGUCAAGCGUCAUCUUAGCGAGCUUCAUCACGCCUUGCAAGGUCGCCUUCCUUUAUUUACUGCGUCGCCACCACAAUCGAAGUCAGCGAGCCAGCAGCAGUCUGCAUCGCAGCAGGUCUCCCCUGUCACAGUAGUGAAUACUACGCCUGUGUCUUCGUCGUCGUCGCCAACAACACCAGCUCAGGUUAGCGUCGCUUCUCCUCCUGCCACUGUCACUGCUUCCACGACUGCUGCCGUCACCUCCUCGAGCUCCAGCCGUGGCAUGUUUCCAAUCUUUCCAGUUUUCACGAGUCCAAGCGCAACUCCGUGGCCCUCCAGUACCUCUUCGACUGCCAAUCCGACUGGAACUACCGCUUCGACCAAGUCAGCAGUCGCCGACCCGGCCACGGCUACUGUCACCGCCACCUCUGUGGAGUCAUCCACACCACCCUCUACUGCUCCUUCAUCCACCUCCAACGCCCACGGCAUUUUCCCAAUGUUCCCUGUCUUCAGUCAAACUCUUGUUGGAUUUCAGAUUAGAGACCAUGGUGAACCUGAAUUUCAUAUUAUCUAUCUGUUGUGGUCAAUUUAUUUGCAGAAACGUCAUCUUCGACUUCGUGCUCUUUGGCAGUCGCUCCUUUUGCAGCUUCAAAUAAUGCCGUGUUUCCCACUCCUGCACCUACCUUCACUCCAGGCAACAACUGCACCUUAUCACAGUGGUUACACUUCAAUGAAUACUCCGACAACCAAUGCACCAAGCCAAUCAACUUGCAGCGAAUCAACAUCUCUCACUCGGAUGUUGUUGUAA
Hydatigera taeniaeformis is the source of this 2742-nucleotide messenger RNA. The record is from the annotation of a GenBank genome assembly. NCBI's taxonomy places the organism in Eukaryota, Metazoa, Platyhelminthes, Cestoda, Cyclophyllidea, Taeniidae.